UGCGCAUUAAUUGAAACUGACCAGUGGGCACUAAUUAGAGAAACCAGCAAGGAGAUGAGCUCUCCCACGGGAAACAAGUACACUGUGCUUCUACCUACGUACCAAGAGCGAGACAACCUCCCCCUCAUCGUGUGGCUGUUGGUCAAGCACCUCGGCGGAUGUGGCUACAACUAUGAGAUCAUCGUCAUUGACGACAACAGUCCCGACGGGACUCUGGAGGUGGCCAAGCAGCUGCAGGAGAUAUACGGAGAGGACAAGAUAGUGCUGCGUCCGCGGAAAGCUAAACUUGGCCUCGGCACGGCUUAUGUUCACGGGGUAAAGCAUGCUACUGGGAACUUCAUCAUUCUAAUGGACGCCGACCUUUCCCAUCACCCUAAGUUCAUCCCGGAGUUUAUCAAGAAGCAGAGUGAAGGUAACUAUGACAUCAUAUCUGGGACGAGGUAUGCUCUGGGGGGCGGAGUUUACGGGUGGGACCUCAUGAGGAAACUGAUCAGUCGAGGAGCAAAUUUUCUGGCCCAGACUUUGCUGAGACCAGGGGCUUCUGAUCUCACUGGCAGUUUUAGAAUGUAUCGUAAGGACGUGUUGGAGGAACUCGUGUCACGAUGCAUAUCUAAAGGAUACGUCUUCCAGAUGGAGAUGAUUGUCAGAGCUAGAGAGUGUGGCUAUACUCUUGGAGAAGUCCCAAUAUCGUUUGUGGAUCGGCUGUAUGGAGAAUCAAAACUCGGGGGAAUGGAAAUAGUCUCAUACGCCAAAGGUCUUCUCUACCUCUUUGCAACUACAUGACUGAUUUUGGCUGUCAUUGAAAAAAAAUUCUCCCAUCAUUUUUUUUACAUCCAUCACCUCUUGAAUCAAUGUUUUAGGAUAAAUUAUUUGGUGAAAAUGAAUAGUUUUACAGGGGUAGAGGUGACAUACAAAACAAUCCAGUGCAUGAAUGUUUACAACUGCACGUGUGUGAAAAUAUGGGAUGAGACAUGUAAAAAGUCGCUACAUUGUACAACAACUGCCACACCAAAACCGAAACCAGUCUAAACGAGAGGGGCACGUGUAGCAUGGGGAUGAAGCUAAUUUUUUUCAGAAAAAAACUUGAAGUGGUCGAUAUUACUAUAUAUGCGUACUGGUGAGUGGAGCGUUACAUACAGUAGCUGUGCCGUAUGCAUGGUGUGUAUUACACAACAGUGAACACUAUCUUCCUAUACCGUUACUGUGAUUUCUAGCUCUCGUGUGCUCUCUAUCGGCUCAGUCAGUUAAUCCGACUCUUCGAUCGCUGACUUUCUGGUUGGGCUGUCUCUUUCUCAGGCUUCUGUUCAAAGGGUUGAAAAUACGUCAGCAAACGUAAAGGUGUACUCUACAAUACCAUGAAAUUAUAGUUCAUAGCAUACCAGCCAUAGGUAGAUUCCCCACGAAAUUUUGAAAGUGGGAGUAACUAUACUGUAAGACAAGCUAC
Molecule: messenger RNA, 1444 nt
Organism: Geodia barretti
Lineage: Eukaryota; Metazoa; Porifera; Demospongiae; Tetractinellida; Geodiidae
Source: the annotation of a GenBank genome assembly